Eruca vesicaria subsp. sativa (arugula) is the source of this 351-nucleotide messenger RNA. The record is from the annotation of a GenBank genome assembly. NCBI's taxonomy places the organism in Eukaryota, Viridiplantae, Streptophyta, Magnoliopsida, Brassicales, Brassicaceae.
AUGACAUGGGCGGUGAAUACACUUACAUUGCUCCCCUUUAAAGAAAGAGAUGCUAUUCGAAGAGAUGCCCUUCUCUUAAUCGUGAGUUUGGUUUUAUUUAUUAGUGUGUCGAGGAUUGUACUUUCCUCUCUUUUCUUGAAAUUGACAUAUGUUGAAUCUUGGCAGAUUGAUGACUGGCGUGACAUAGCUCUCCCAAAGGACCUGACAAGAGGAACCAGAGUCAGGUCUUUAGGUGUGAGGAUCGAGUAUGAAUGUAUGAUGCUCUUGCCACUAUUCAAAAAGGCACUGAUCUAUGAAGAGAGGGCAGAGAAACAGCUUUGUGCCAUUGCUGCAUCAAAUGUUUAUCCGUAA